GUUUCGGAAGGACAGGAAUAUUGUUCUCCUUCAAAACGAAUAAAACUUGACCACGUUCAACAGCUAUCGAAUUACACCACUGAUAUUGACUUAGGGAGGUAUUCUGCCUCUACGAAAGAUAUAUGCAGUUCAAUCUCAGAAGUUAUUGACAGAAGUACGACGAUGGCUUGUGAUUUGAGCAACGUUAGUUGCAAUUUCUAAGAUGGAGUAUAGCGACAGCAAUGGCGUCUAGUACUACUAUUUCACGGGAAAAUACUGUUGACGUUAGAAAGCACUUGUCAUACAUGAUGUAUGGACGAUGUUGCAGUUAAUACCGAGAGAAAAAAAAUUACUUUUUUCGUUUGAAGCAAGUAUAUAUAAUGACACUCCAUAGUCAAUAUCAGAUUAAUAUUACCUGACUCGGCAAAGGUUUUUGGCCUUCCGGAAACUUAAUAAGUAGUAUGCUUUACCAAAAUUAGCCCGAAUACGUUGUAAUUUAACCAAUUUCAACCCAUACAAUCCACUUCAUGUCCUUGAAAUAUCUAAAGAAACUGGAUAGAAUGUGCUGAGAUUUCGACAGAGAUAGAUGGUUGCGCAGUAUUGUGGGAUACUUGUAACUGUACGUCAAACAGAAUUUCCAGUUUCCAGUUGUGCGCUUAGUUCAGAGAAUAGCAAAAGUCAUGUUGAUGAUGAUGAAGACGAGGAUGAUGAUCUUUUAAAUGUCAAUGGUAUCCAGCAGUUGGACUCUUCUUCAGCAACAGAAAUAGAAUGUGAUGUUACUGGAGAGGGCAGGAGGAAGAGACAAUUACCUGGACCAAGUGAUGAAAAUGAAGUAGAAGAAGAAGAGGAAGAUGACUGUGAUGAUAAAGAUGAAAUCUCGUCUACUGUUAGCAAUCUUUCAAACUUGAGUGGUCUUUCUGAUUUAAGUGGACAAGAGUGGAAACCAAUAGCAGGUACGAUGAGCUGGGUUCAGAAGCAGAUGCUUACUGGAGUGAAUCCACGUUGUAUUCUUAACCAGAUAGUAGGUGACGGAGUUCCUGUAUCAGAGCAAAUGGAUGAUUUGAGCCUUUGGAAGAUUAUAGUUAAUUUUCUCAGUGAAAUACCAAGGAGACAAAAAUUACGCCAUAUAAAUACUUUAACAGAUGUCGUUCGCUUGUUGAGAGGUGCCAGGAAAGUCAUUAUUCUUACUGGAGCAGGGGUUUCUGUAUCAUGUGGAAUCCCAGAUUUUAGAAGUCGUGAUGGUAUUUAUGCAAGACUUUCAGUUGACUUUCCUGACCUGCCAGAUCCCCAGGCAAUGUUUGACAUAGCAUAUUUCAGUCAAGACCCUCGCCCAUUUUACAAAUUUGCUCGUGAAAUAUAUCCAGGACAGUUCAAACCUUCUCCAUGUCACAGGUUCAUUAAAAUGCUAGAAAAACACAAUAAACUGCUUCGAAAUUAUUCGCAGAACAUAGAUACUUUGGAGCAGGUAGCUGGUAUUCAUAAUGUCAUAGAAUGUCAUGGAUCCUUUGCCACAGCGUCUUGUACUCGCUGCAAAUAUAAAGUGACAGCUGAUGCUAUACGUGAAGAUGUAUUUGCUCAGAGAAUACCACUGUGCCCAAAAUGUUCGACUGACGCGUUGCCAUCUUUGAUCGAUUCUGCUAAUGGAGAACAUUAUAAAAGUUUGGUAUCUCAGGGUAUAAUGAAACCAGAUAUUGUUUUCUUUGGAGAAGGUUUACCGGAGAUAUUCCAUGAAUCAAUGGCUAAAGACAAAGACGAGUGUGACUUGCUAAUUGUCAUUGGAUCAUCCUUGAAAGUGCGGCCUGUAGCACUUAUACCAAGUUCUAUUCCACCACAUGUCCCCCAGAUUCUGAUUAAUCGAGAACCACUACCGAACUUCAACUUUGAUGUUCAGCUGCUAGGGGACAGUGAUGUGAUUAUCAGUCAGAUAUGUUAUAUGCUCGGCGGAGAUUGGCUCGAAGUGUGUAGUACCCCUAAACCUCUUACAGAAGCAAAGCAUCUUCUGACACGUGAGAAGUCUUGGAGGACAAAUUUUGAUGACACGUGGGAAGAGAGGAACAGUGACCAGUGUCCUACAGAUUACAGCCUCGACAGUGCCAAAGUUCAUCCUUCUGGUCACAGCGGCCGAGACAGACUAAACUCAAAAACUGUCACUCGGGCCACGUCUUCAGUAAGCAGUCUCGCUGUCAAUCCAGUAUCGAGCAGUGACGGUGGCCAGUAUGCGGAAACAUCUGAAACUGAUUCGUUGCAUAUGGUUGUAGACAGCAGUUUAGCAGUGACAGCUGAUAGCACAAAAUGUGUGGUCCAUAAGGAACGACAUAUGUCUAUUGACUCUUCAACAAGGGACAGUGGAGUGUGCUUAUCUGUGGACAGUCCUGUAGAUAACCUGGUAGCAGAUUCAUCCAGAGAUGUCAAUGCCCAGGUUCUUGUAACAGACACUCGUGAGAGAGCUGCUGAAAAUAUAGGCAUUAAUAAUAGUUGCGGGCGUAGUUUACAUGCUCCGAGAAUGUGUAACGAGCCUUCACUGCAACCCAACAGCACAUCACUGAGCAGUAGCCAGAACACAAUUCUUGUCGAUCCGUCAAGAUUCUGUACUGAAGCUGCCGAUUCUUCCUGUGCACAGGUGGAGUGUAGCAGUGGCGGAAGGAGCAGUAGCAUUAGUUGUCGUCACAUGUCAGUCGACUCGACCAGGGACAGUGGCAUAGGGGACGGUUGCAGCAGCAUUGCAAGUGGCGUUAUGAAUAAGGAAAGACAUAUGUCUUUAGACUCUUGUGAUGAACAUCAGAAAUCGGAAGACAAUUUAGACAUGCUGCGAUCGUGCUGGGAGCCGAAGAUCAGAGAGAGCUUGGCUACGAGGUUACCAGAUAAUUCUUACUAUUUUGUACAUCCAAACCGAUACAUUUUUCCGGGGGCUGAGGUGCUCUACGACCCAGAUGACACCCAGCGAUCGUCAUGCAGCAGCAGUGGAAGCAGCACGAGCUCGAGCGAUUCUGAAGGUUGUUUGUCGGAAGAGAGUGACAAUGACGAGGGUGAGGUGGACGACUGGGAGCACCUCUCGGUGUCUAAUGAUAAUCCCACCAAUGGUCGGUGUCCUUGAUGUAAAUUGGGAAGCUGUAGUAAUCAUUAUUGUGGGACAUGGUGCAUUGUUAAUUCUUACUGCAAAAAUUGGUAAUCUGUAGUUAAAGGUGUGGCUAACUUAUACCUGGCAGUUUUAAAUAUGCAAAAUCGCAUACCCCAGAUUCUUUACAUAAACAAACAAUGCUUGCAUGUAAAGAACUGAAAAUGAAUUACAAUUCUUUCAUUUAUCUGGAACUGCUAUAUAUUACCAUCAAAUACAGCUUUGGAUUUUGAAAUGUAAGUGUGACCUGUGUUCUAAUAUAUGUGAAUAAUAAUAUAUUGUAAAAAAUUAUUUAUUAUUGUUCAGGGUAGUUACAUGUUACUUGUUAUUUCAGUAUUUUGUAGAUACAUAUGUAGCAUAUUGGAGAUAUUUACUAUUUAGAGCAACAACCCGUUAUUGGUAAAAUUAAGUCCCUCUUCUGCCAGGUAUAAUAUUUUUCAUUUAACUCAGAAAAAUUUUGUUCUGCAUAUUAAAGAGUCAUCUUAUAAUACCUACAUAUUACAAGAUCAUCUUAUCAUCUUAUAAAAUAAUGUGGCUCAUUGAAAAAAGUUCAAAUAUUUUUGUAAAUGGUUGCUGCUAUUAAUGGAUGGCACUGCUUUAAUGGAAAAAAUUAUUUUGAAGAGAGAAUUGUGUAUAAUCAUAUUUUGCAAUGUCGGUCAGGCACUGCUUCACUAUUAAAUCAGCAAAUCUUUUUCAUGACUUAGGUGUGGGUUUUUUUUUUCAUCACCUGUAGCAAUUUUUUGUUUUCCAAGAAUAUUGCUUCAUUAUUGAACACUGACAUUGUAGAAGAGAUUUGAAAUUAAUUUAAAGAAAACAUUAUGCAAACUAGCUUGACACUCACUGUAAACUCUAAUUCCUGCUAAGGAAGCAGAUUAUUUGUUGCAGAUUUCCUGUAAUCGAGGAUGGUGGGUAUAUAGCAAAACCCUUCCUACACAAAGUAAUUAAUUUAUUUAUUUUGACUUUUGCUUGUGGCAACGUGACUGUUACUGAGUUAUAGCAGUUUAAUAGAAAACAAUUAUCCUCUUCAUUGUGGAAACCACAGAAGUUUUAGUUUCCACUGACACACUAACAGUUGAUUUAACAGAAAUUGAGCCACACAGGGAUGAGUACCAGAUCCUGUGUUAGAUAUUAAAAUGUAAAUAAACUUACAGUGUAAUUAUUAGAUGUCUAAAUUGGACAUGUUAUGUGAUAGUACUUUAGGGAUUAAUGAUUCCUUAUUUUUGAAAGCAAAAUAUGUGAAUACAUGUUGAAACAUAACAUUAAGAGUCUCUCUCUCUCUCUCUCUGUGUGUGUGUGUGUGUGUGUGUGUGUGUGUGUGUGUGU
Molecule: messenger RNA, 4417 nt
Organism: Schistocerca americana (American grasshopper)
Lineage: Eukaryota; Metazoa; Arthropoda; Insecta; Orthoptera; Acrididae
Gene: Sirt1
Product: NAD-dependent protein deacetylase sirtuin-1
Exons: 12
Coding region: 566-3073 (835 amino acids)
Molecular function (GO): NAD+ binding
Source: RefSeq, a predicted model, not a curated record